Molecule: messenger RNA, 3829 nt
Organism: Mesocricetus auratus (golden hamster)
Lineage: Eukaryota; Metazoa; Chordata; Mammalia; Rodentia; Cricetidae
Gene: Sltm
Product: SAFB like transcription modulator
Exons: 20
Coding region: 16-3288 (1090 amino acids)
Biological process (GO): regulation of transcription by RNA polymerase II; regulation of mRNA processing
Cellular component (GO): nucleus
Molecular function (GO): sequence-specific DNA binding; RNA binding
Source: RefSeq, a predicted model, not a curated record
AGCUCCGCCCCCGCUAUGCCUGCUCAGUGCGCACGCGCACCCGUCAUCCGGGUGCCGCUGCAGGUUGCGCUGGGGCUGCGGGCCGGGGGGCGUGGUCCCCGCGGGGGGCGUGGUCAGCGGCUCAUUGUGCGCAGCGUAGCGCGGCGCCGCUGGCCGCCCGGGCCCGGGUUGGAAGUUGGUGCUGCCGCGGCCACCGCCUCCACCGCCGCUGCCUCCUCCUCCGCCGCCGCCGCCCUGCAGCCCACUCGCUGCCUCGGCAGCGCGCUGCUUUCCCAAAAUGGCUGCCGCUGCCGGGGCCGUGGCAGCCUCGGCCGUCUCGGGGCAGACGGAAGGGAAGAAGAUCACCGAGCUGCGGGUCAUCGACCUCAGGUCGGAGCUGAAGCGCCGCAACUUGGACAUCAACGGGGUCAAGACGGUGCUGGUCUCCCGACUGAAGCAGGUAAAAAACAAGAAGCAGAUGAGUUGAGUGGAGAUGCUUCUGUGGAAGAUGAUGCUUUUGUCAAGGACUGUGAAUUGGAGAAUCAAGAGACACAUGAACAAGAUGGAAAUGACGAGCUAAAGGACUUGGAAGAAUUUGGUGAAAAUGAAGAUGACAUUGUGCAGUCCCAGGAGUUGCUUUCUACAGAAGAAAACAAGAAAACUCAUGAAUUAAUAGAGGCAGAAGCCAUAGAAGAUAGAGAAAAAGAGGACAUCGAAAGUCAGGAAAUUGAAGCUCAAGAAGGUGAAGAUGACACCUUUCUAACAGCCCAAGAUGGUGAGGAAGAAGAAAAUGAGAAAGAUAUAGCAGGUUCUGGUGAUGGCACACAAGAAGUAUCUAAACCUCUUCCUUCAGAAGGGAGCCUAGCUGAGGCUGAUCACACAGCUCAUGAAGAGAUGGAAGCUAAUGCGACUGGGAAAGAAGCUGAGGAUGACAACAUCUCGGUCACAAUCCAGGCUGAAGAUGCCAUCACUCUGGAUUUUGAUGGUGAUGACCUCCUAGAAACAGGUAAAAAUGUGAAAAUUACAGAUUCUGAAGCAAGUAAGCCAAAAGAUGGGCAGGACGCCAUUGCACAGAGCCCGGAGAAGGAAACCAAGGAUUAUGAGAUGAAUCCGAACCAUAAAGAUGGUAAGAAGGAAGACUCCGUGAAGGGUGAUCCUGUCGAGAAGGAAGCCAGAGAAAGUUCUAAGAAAGCAGAAUCUGGAGACAAAGAAAAGGAUACUUUGAAGAAAGGGCCCUCGUCUACAGGGGCCUCUGGUCAAGCAAAGAGCUCUUCAAAAGAAUCUAAAGACAGCAAGACAUCAUCUAAAGAUGACAAAGGGAGCACAGGCAGUGCUGGUGGUAGCAGUGGAAGCUCAACCAAGAAUAUCUGGGUCAGCGGGCUGUCUUCUAAUACCAAAGCUGCUGAUUUGAAGAACCUCUUUGGCAAAUAUGGAAAGGUUUUAAGUGCAAAGGUAGUUACAAAUGCUCGAAGUCCUGGGGCAAAAUGCUAUGGCAUUGUAACUAUGUCUUCAAGCACUGAAGUGUCCAGAUGUAUUGCACAUCUCCAUCGCACAGAGCUGCAUGGACAACUGAUUUCUGUGGAGAAAGUCAAAGGCGAUCCUUCUAAGAAAGAAAUGAAGAAAGAAAGUGAUGAAAAGAGUAGUUCAAGAAGUGCUGGCGAUAAAAAGAAUACAAGUGAUAGGAGUGCCAAGACACAAGCAUCUAUCAAAAAAGAAGAGAAAAGGUCAUCUGAGAAACUGGAAAAAAAAGAAAACAAAGAUACUAAGAAAAUAGAGAAAGAUGAGAAGAAUGAUAAUGGCUCAAGUGGCCAGACUUCAGAAUCGAUGAAAAAAAGUGAAGACAAGAAACGAAUAAGUUCUAAGAGUCCAGGACAUAUGGUAAUACUAAACCAAACCAAGGGAGAUCAUUGUAGGCCAUCAAGAAGGGGCAGAUACGAGAAAGUUCAUGGAAGAAGCAAAGAAAAAGAGAGAGCUAGCCUAGAUAAAAAAAGAGACAAAGACUACAGAAGGAAAGAGAUCUUGCCUUUUGAAAAGAUGAAGGAACAAAGAUUGAGAGAACAUUUAGUUCGUUUUGAAAGACUGAGACGCGCAGUGGAGCUUAGAAGACGAAGAGAGAUUGCAGAAAGAGAGCGUCGAGAGCGUGAACGCAUUAGAAUAAUUCGUGAACGGGAAGAACGGGAACGCUUACAGAGAGAGAGAGAGCGCCUAGAAAUUGAAAGGCAAAAACUAGAGAGAGAGAGAAUGGAACGCGAACGCUUGGAAAGGGAACGCAUUCGUAUUGAACAGGAACGGCGUAAGGAAGCUGAACGGAUUGCUCGAGAGAGAGAGGAGCUCAGAAGGCAACAGCAGCAGCUUCGUUAUGAACAAGAAAAAAGGAAUUCUUUGAAACGCCCGCGUGAUGUAGAUCAUAGGCGAGAUGAUCCUUACUGGAGUGAGAAUAAAAAGCUGUCUCUAGAUUCAGAUGCACGAUUUGGCCAUGGAUCUGACUAUCGCCAACAGAGCAGAUUCCUUGACUUCAGCCACCGAGAGCGGGCCAGGUUUCCUGACCCUGCUUCUGUGCAGUCCUCAUCCUUUGAAAGACGAGAACGGUUUGUUGGUCAAAGUGAAGGGAAAAAACCGAGACCAGCAACCCGAAGAGACGAGCCAAGCUUUGAAAGAUACCCCAAAAACUUCAGUGAUUCCAGAAGAAAUGAGCCUCCACCACCAAGAAAUGAACUUAGAGAAACAGACAGACGAGAGGUACGAGGGGAGAGAGACGAGAGAAGAACAGUAAUCCUUCAUGACAGAUCUGAGGUCGCUCAUCCUAGACACCCUCGAGAAGCUGGGCCCAAUCCUUCCAGACCAACCUCGUGGAAAAGUGAAGGGAACAUGUCCACAGACAAACGGGAGUCGAGAGUUGAAAGGCCAGAGCGAUCUGGGAGAGAAGUCUCGGGACACAGUGUGAGGGGAGCACCCCCUGGGAAUCGAAGUAGUGCCUCAGGCUACGGAAGCCGAGAGGGAGAUAGAGGAGUCAUUUCUGACAGAGGAAGUGCAACACAGCACUACCCUGAAGAACGACAUGUAGUGGAACGUCAUGGACGGGAUACAAGUGGACCAAGGAAAGAGUGGCAUGGCCCACCCUCUCAGGGCCCCGGCUACCAUGAUGCGAGGCGAAUGGGUGAUGGCCGGUCAGGAGCAGGCAUGAUAACCCAACAUUCAAGCACUGCAUCCCCAGUUAAUAGGAUUGUACAGAUGAGUGGCAACUCCAUGCCAAGAGGAAGCAGCUCCGGGUUUAAGCCGUUUAAGAGUGGACCUCCACGGCGGUUUUGAACACAGGAUUCCUGCCACGGCUUCAAGAUAAUUUAUUGAGAUCUCCUGUAAACUUUACUUGACUACUCACGAGGAGGACCUCUGACUGCUUGAGAGCUCUAUCUGACUGUUGGUUUUCUUUUUUAAAAAAUUUAACAUGAUUGCUUUUCUCAAUUUUAGAGAAGAUGUUUAAAUAGUUCUGUUAAAACUUUUCAUAGUUUUGUGUGUCAUUCAACUUUUUUCUUGCAGCACCGAGACCCAUUUGAAAGGAUUGGCACCGAGGCAGUUUUGCUUGACUCUGUGUGAACAGGAAUGGUUUGCAGCUGAGUGGUAGUGGUUUCAUUUGCAGCAUAGCUCUGUGGUGUCACCAGUGUUUGCUGCCUCCAUUUUGAAGGCUAUUUGAGCUUCAGACUCCUGCUGUCUAAUUUUUAGAUAAGAUUGUUCCUUGCAUUUCGGAGUAUUAUGUAACCUAUUUUUGCAGAAGGUACUGUUACAUUAAGUGCAUCUGUGUAUCCUGGUUAAAAAAUGUAAUCUUUUUUGAAAUAAACCUUCAUAUUCUGUA